This is a messenger RNA of Vanessa atalanta (red admiral), 3674 nucleotides long. It is a transcript of the gene Zn72D, whose product is annotated as zinc finger RNA-binding protein. Gene Ontology annotation, molecular function: double-stranded RNA binding; single-stranded RNA binding; zinc ion binding. Lineage: Eukaryota; Metazoa; Arthropoda; Insecta; Lepidoptera; Nymphalidae. The record is from RefSeq and is a predicted model, not a curated record. The transcript is spliced from 19 exons. Gene Ontology annotation, cellular component: precatalytic spliceosome. Bases 81 to 2771 code for a protein of 896 amino acids.
UCAAAGACAAAACGCCGGCCUUUUAUUUCUCGUUUUACGCUCAGAAGUGAAUGAAUAGUUUCUACGUGAAAAAGUGGUAAAUGAUGGCAGCAAAUAAUUACUUUGGGUUUACCCAUGGAGGAACCCAAUAUGGCGCUGCAACAGCUAGUGCAGCUUACGGCGGCCAAACGGGGUACGCCGUGGCACCGGCUGCGACCGCCGCGACGUACGGGACCCAACGUGCCGCAGCAACAGGAUACGAUACUGCGUAUCAGGCUGCGGCCGCUACACAAGCCGCUCACGCGCACGCGCACGCGGCAGCGGCCGCUGCUUCCGCAUACGACGCCAGCAAAAGCGCGUAUUACCAGCAGGCGGCUGCCGCGUAUCCCGCCGCACCGCCGCAGCCGCAGCCCACCUACGACGCCACCGCCAAGCCCGCCUACUCUACGCCUGCCACAUACGCACAGGGCGCGCGCGGUUCCGGCGGCGCCAAGGCGGCGUACGGCAGCGUGUACAGCGCGCCCGCGCCCGCAGCCUCCUACCCCUCGCAGCCCUACUCCGCGCCCGCGCAGCCCGCCAAGCAGACGGCUAACAGGGGCACCUCUGCUUAUGAUACAGCUCUCUACAACGCGGCGACCAUGUAUGUGGCGCAGCAGAACAAAACGGGCGGAGGCGGCGGCGGUGGUCGCAGCGGCUGGAAGAACUACAACAAGAGUGGCGUCGGCGCUGGACUCGGGCGGAGACCCAAGCCUCCGCCCAAAGCACAGCAACUGCACUACUGCGACGUGUGUCGCAUCUCUUGCGCCGGCCCGCAGACCUACAAGGAGCACCUGGAGGGACAGAAACACAAAAAGAAGGAGGCAGCUGUGAAGUUGGCGGCGGCGGGCGGCGGCGGCGGAGGAGCGCGCGCGUGCGGCGCCUCGGCCUUGCGCUGCGAGCUGUGUGACGUCACGUGCACGGGAGCCGACGCGUAUGCGGCGCACGUACGUGGCAUCAAGCACCAAAAGGUCGUCAAACUGCAUACCAUGCUGGGGAAACCCAUCCCCUCCACCGAGCCCGUCAAGCUUCAGCCCGCCAAAAAGACCGUCGCCGGAGCGCCAAAGAUCGCUUUCGUGGCGUCCGGGGGCCUCAGCACCGUGGGCUGCAGCGCCGACUGCCCGCCAGGCGACAAGGAGGACGAGCGGGAAGACGAUGCCGACGCAGAGCCCGAGGUGCAGCCCGUGGGGCAGGACUACAUCGAGGAGAUCCGCGGGGACGACGGCAAGGCGCUCAGCUUCAACUGUAAGCUUUGUGAUUGCAAGUUCAACGACCCCAACGCCAAAGAGAUGCACAUGAAGGGUCGCCGUCAUCGACUUCAGUAUAAGAAGAAAGUUCAGCCAGACCUUGAAGUUAAAGUUAAGCCGUCCAUGCACCAGCGCAAACUAGCUGAGGCCAAAGCUCAACGCAUGCUCGUACGCGACGAGCUGUGGGCGCGACGACGUAUGCACGAUGGAGUUGAAGAAGACGACCGCGUGUAUUGGGAGGGUGCAGACUGGUGGCGCGGACCACAUCACCAUCAUCAUCACGCUAUGGGUAUGGGAUACGGUCCUGUCGGCCGCCGGCCCGAGACUUCGGACGACCGACACGUGCUGGCCAAGCACGCUGACAUAUACCCACCUGAGCAGCAGCUGCAGGACAUCCAGCGCGCCGUUUCGCAUACGGAGAAGGCGCUCAAGUCGCUCUCUGACGCACUCGCCGAUCAGGGCAAGCUCAAGGGACAACCUGCAAAGGUCGCAGCUAAAGUGGACGAUAAGAAAGAAGAAAAACCCGAAGGGAAGGAGGACGGUCGAGAUAACCAGCUAUUCUCGUUCGUGGGCGAAGGUGAGGCGGCGCCGAGCGGGUCUCCGGCAACUCCGGGGCCGGGCACAGCGGGUGCGCGCGCACUGAAGGGCGUAAUGCGCGUGGGGCUUUUGGCCAAGGGGCUACUCCUGCGCGGAGACCGCGACGUGCGCCUCGUCGUACUGUGCCACGACCGCCCCACCGUCACACUGCUCAAACGGGUCGCGGCUGACUUGCCGCACCAUCUCUCCAGAGUCAAGGGUUCGAGUGAGGAGCCUAAGUACAAAGUGGAGCUCUUGCCGGCAGAAGGCGCGGUGUCUGUAUCAGACGGCUCUGUCAACGUACUUGUGAGCCUCACGUCCGCCAUCAUGCGCGAGCCCGCAGAGGGUGGCGACAUAAAGCGAGACGACAAGGACGUGCUCCCGCGGCAGAAGUGUUUGGACGCGUUGGCCGCCCUUCGGCACGCCAAGUGGUUCCAGGCUAGGGCGGCCAGUCUGCAGUCCUGUGUCAUCAUCAUCCGCAUCAUGCGUGACCUCUGCCGGCGGAUACCUAACUGGACACCUCUCAAUCCAUACGCGAUGGAAUUGCUGGUGUCAGGCGUGAUGCAGUCUGCGGGAGGCGCGCUGUCGCCGGGCGAGGCGCUGCGCCGCGUCAUGGAGGCGGCGGCGGGCGGCCUGCUGCUGGACCACGGGCCCGGCCUGCGUGACCCCUGCGAGAAGGACCUCGUCGAUGCUCUCGGAAACUUACCGCCACAGAAACGUGAAGACUUAACGGCAUCGGCUCAGCAGUUCCUGAGACAAAUUGCCUUCAGACAGAUACACAAGGUCUUGGACAUGGAGCCGCUACCGAAGGUGAAGCACGCGGCGGGCAACUGGAAGUUCCCGCGCAAGCGCAGGCGCUCCAACACUGACCAGGACCCCGACACGCCUAAUGGCGAUAACAAAGUAGUGAAGAAGGAGGAUAAUUCUGAAUAAUUAUGUCAAACAAAAAUCAAACAUUUGAGGCGAAAUCAAUUUGACAAUGCGUAGAGAGUUCUAAUUUAAAAUAAACAUUCAGGUGUCUGAUAAACAUUUAUGGAAAUGAAAGUUAUUUUCGAUAUGAAAAUAUACAAAACUGUAUAUUUGUAUCAAUUUUAAGUGAGAUUACAAUGCAAUAAUAAGUUGAGCACUCGCAAUAGCGACCAUCGACACGCGUUCCUCCGGUGGAGGUAUAUUUUGUGUACCGCACUAUAUUUAACAUAUAUAUUUGUGUCACAUGCGCUAUAAAAUUAUUAUUUUUGUGACAUUAAUCGAUCUGUCCAAAACUACAGUAAUUAUAGUCCAGAGCUAAUUGAAGUAGAAUUUAAAAAAUAGCUAGAGUUAGAGUAUAAUCUAUACAUUGUAAUUAGUCGUAAUGUAUUUUAAGCUGAUUGACAGGGAAAGGCGCGAAGCGUUGCUUUGGCGAAAGACGGAGCUGGACCGGUUGGAUAAGAUUUUUUAAUAUUUUUAGAGUCACAGUAUUUGACUUUAGAAUAUGUAGUUCCUCUUAGGCGGCCGAGGAAAGGCGUCGCAUAUUAUUUUUUAAUUAUUGAAUAACUCUUUGACUGUAUUAAAAUGUAGUCUUUAUUACCCCUAGAUGUGUAUAGUUAUUUCGUCAGUAUCGUCGUUUGUGAUUGGUCAUACCUUGCGAUUAUUAUUAUUUUUUUCCUUUUCGCGUUAAUUCAAAAUUAACCAUUGGUGUGAUGUAUAUUAUUUACUAGUUUUUUAGGUUCAAAAAUUAGGACGACCUUUAGAUAUAAAUAUAGAAAAUGUAAGAUUUGUCUUCUUUUCCGACUAAGGAAAACCAUUUUUGUAUUUAUAAUAUGAAACCACUUUUGAAUAUUAAUGUCAAUAAAGAAU